AUGAAGCCCAGAAAUGGCCCUACAAAGCGCAAGAACAAUGUGCGGUCCAAGAGGGAGAAGAGAGACGACGAUGUUAUGAACACGAACGACAGCAGCAUUGUCUCCAAACGAUGUGUGUCCAAGCUCUAUUUCAGCAAUGAACCCGACUAUUACGAGCCAUUCGCGCCCAAAUACGUGCGCCGCAAUCCACUCAUCAAUCGAGGCUAUUGGCUUCGCAUGCACGCCAUCGAGCAGGCCGUGCUGCGAUUCCUAGAGAAAGACAAUGGCAAGCCGAAAGUUGUUGUGAAUCUGGGCGACCCGCUGCCCUUUCAAUUCUGGCAUCGAUAUCCGGCACUGACGAAGCAUGUCACCUUUGUUGAUGUGGACUAUCCGCAGCUUAUGGAAAGAAAGAGAGACCGCAUGCUGACCAAUGGUCUUCUCCGAGAUGCACUGCUGAAGACGCAAGUGCGCUCAUCGGAGCUCCCCGUGUACCUUCGCAGUGACCGGUACAUGGCCAUAGGAUGCGACUUGAGACAUCUUGGCCUUCUUGAAAAGACCUUGCGGGCCGAGCUUGAUGUUCCCUCGUCUUCGGUACUCUUUGUGGCAGAAGUGUCCGCCACUUACAUGCCCGUGGCGGAUUCAGACGCACUCAUCCGCUGGGCAAGCACGCUUGAAGACGAUCAUCCCUUCGCAAAGACCAUGCUCGCCCACUUUAAGAAGUUGCAGGCCUCUAUCCACGCCAUCGAACGGUAUUUGCCGUUGCAGCAACAUAGUUCCCGAUUUACAGAGUCCGGAUGGCCAAGCCUGGAAAUUGCUCGCAAUUUGUGGGACCUCUGGUCGGACGAUUCCUUUACCCCUCCUGCUGUCCGGCGGCAACUCGACCUCAUCGAGCCGUUUGACGAAUGGGAGGAGUUUGCGCUAUAUGGUGGACACUACUUCUUGCUGGUUGCAUCCAACGCGGAGCUAAGGAACUCGACUGAGACAUCAGGGACGGGUGUCACAACAAACCAUGAUGAAAAAACUAAUGGCGCCGAGGAGAUCAAUUUGCUCCAUAUUGAAAGCCCAGCAGAUGACCAGCUGACGCCGCGUCGUUUUGCAUCUGUAUUCAGGCUUGAUGCGGCAGGCGUUGCGAUCCAUGGAGGACAAGGGCAGCGAACACGCCUGUCCAGUGUGGAUGUACUAACACAAGACAAUAAAGCACUCAAGUUUCAGCCUUCCUUUUCGCAGGGGCCUUCUGCACGCAUGUGCCAUACCGUCACAUCAAUAGAUGAUCGACAGGCUUUACUCGUUGGCGGGCGUGGAUCUCCAACACAGGCCUUCAACGAUUGCUGGCUCACUCGGGACGGUGUCUGGACCAAGGUCGACGACUUGGCAACGGCUCGCUACAGGCAUUCCUCUGUGCCUGUGAGAUCCGAGUCUGACGUAUCAGAGGUUAUCGGCGUUUUAGUAUUUGGUGGCAAGACCAGUGACGGCACAGCCUUGGCUGACUGGACUUUCUGGACAGCCAACAACGGAUGGCACAGCAUACCCGUCGACGGUGACGGACCGCAUCCAUCGCCACGUUUUGGCGCCGCGAUGUCGAUGAUGGGCACAGGUAUCACUUCGGGGCUGCUUGUCGGCGGAAUGUGUCAGAGCGGCACAGUUCUCCAGGACGUCUGGGAGUGGACCAUCUCCAUCACACCAACACUUCGUCUAACUUUUAAAGACCGCACCAAUGACCUUCGGGGAGUUGGCUCGCAUACCACCUAUGCGCGGAUAGGUGCCAGUCUUGUUCCGUGGGACAAUUCACUCUUACUGAUUGGAGGUGUUUCGAAAUUCGGGAUCCACUCUCUAUCAGAAGACUUCUUGCUUCUUACGCCUAGUAGCGCGGAGAUCAACAUACGCCAGCCAGUUGUGCCGCUGCCUUCGACGUGGCCACUUCUCGUCGGCAUGGGUGUGGUCGCAGUGUCCCGAGACGAAUUCGUGAUUGCAGGAGGUGGGGCAGUAUGCUUUUCAAUGGGCAGUUUUUGGAACGAUGGAUAUCUUACGGUCACAAAAGCUGGCGUACAAGGUAUGAGAAUGUGGCGUAAGGUGCCGCUUCAGGUCGACGGCACAGCACAAGCGAAGCCACCAGGCGUGCCUCACAAAGGGCAGCCUAUCAAGGCAAAAAAGACCUCCGGCUUGCGGACUGCAAAAGUGCCCCGCAUACAUUCUGAGUCAGCUGAGGCAUUUGAGAAGCUGGUGGCGGCCGCAAAGCCAGUCAUCAUCGAGGGCCUCGAUAUAGGCCCGUGCACAGACCUCUGGACACUCGACUACCUGAAGGUGAAGAUAGGUGUUGAGCGGGAGCUCGUGGUCCAUGAGUGCAACUCAGACCGUAUGACGUUCAAGGACAAGAACUUCCAAUACGUCAAACGGACUACGGGUGAGUUUCUCGACGGCAUAGCGCAAGGCACAAAAUCGUACCUACGUGCUGUAUCCUCGAGCCAACCAAACAAGCUCCCUACAAAACUUGAAGACGACUUUCCAGACAUCGCAGCCGACUUCAAGAUACCAGAGAUCUUCGACGCAAUCACACCUAACAUACACAGCUCACCACUCCGCAUCUCUGGACCCGUCUCUCUAUGGCUGCACUACGACGUUCUCUCAAACAUCCUAUGCCAGAUCCGCGGCACGAAGACACUCCAUCUUUACCCUCCAUCGGAUGUCAAAUACCUUGACUACCCGCCCGGUGGCUCCUCCUCCAACACCGACGUCCUCGCCUCCAAAGACCCCAAACUCCGCUUCACACACCCACAUAUCGCGUCUCUCAAGCCCGGCGACAUCCUCUUCAUCCCACCCAUGUGGAGCCACACCGCAAAUCCUGACGAAGGCGUCAGCGUUGCAGUCAAUGUCUUCUGGAGAGGCCUUGACAAGGGCUAUGCGGCUGGGAAGGAUGUGUAUGGCAAUCGCGAUUUGCAGGCAUAUGAGAAUGGUAGAAGGGAUGUGGAGAAGAUUGUUAGGGCUUUUAGAGAUGUGCCGUCUGAUAUUGCGAAGUUUUAUUUGGAUCGGUUGGCGCUGGAGAUUGAGGAGGGUGCGGGGAAGAUUGGAAAGAAAGGGAGGAGCGCGGAUGAGGGUGCAGGGGAAGGGGAGUGA
This is a messenger RNA of Parastagonospora nodorum SN15, 3090 nucleotides long. RefSeq lists its product as hypothetical. Lineage: Eukaryota; Fungi; Ascomycota; Dothideomycetes; Pleosporales; Phaeosphaeriaceae. The record is from RefSeq and is a predicted model, not a curated record. Gene Ontology annotation, molecular function: tRNA methyltransferase activity; protein binding. Bases 1 to 3090 code for a protein of 1029 amino acids. The transcript is spliced from 4 exons. Gene Ontology annotation, biological process: tRNA methylation; wybutosine biosynthetic process.